ACUAUUUAACAAACCUGGGUUUGUGGACCGGGGAAUAGGAACAACACAGAUUGAAUUGACACGGGUAGUUUUAGAAACGUUUUAGUAAUUGUUAGGUGACUAUAUUUGUGACUGAGAACUAGCAGUUUCAAGAGCGAACAUUUUGACUAAUAAUAGAAAGUGUCUUUCAACGCAAACGUUGUUUACAUUUCGUGACAAUGUUUUGUCGAACUGAAUCAGGAUUAUUGUAAUGUAUUAUUUCGACAAGGAUAUGACGAAGAGCCAGAUGGAUGACAGUCGGUGUUGUAGGGAAAUGGCUUAGAUUUCCACGACUACUGACUACUGAAGAAUUGAGUCAUGUCUGCUGACAUCAGUUUGCUUGACUUGCUAAACCUGUCCAUCGGUACGCCAGAGGUCGGUGCGGUCAACUUCAACGCGCUCCACUCUCUCCUGCAUGCCAUCCUCGGACACCUGAAAAUCCAAAAUGUGACCACUCACUGGAGGGAGGAAAAUCCCCCUCCACAGGAGCCCCAUGGCCAGACUCAGGCCAAGGCACUGCUCCGAGAGUUGCCCGGCCCGUACCACCACAUAGAAGACAAAUUGCGGAAAAUUGAGCUGAAGAUGUCCGCGCUGGAGAAACUCCCCAACGGCGCAGAGCUGAUGAACUUGGGCCGGACCGAAUCCAGCGCCACGCCAGUCAGCGACAUGUGGCAACAGAUGCAGCUCCGUCGCCAGGUGCAGGCCAAUGCAGACGGUGUGUCCAAGGCCAUGGCCCUGAUCCAGGACCUUCUCAGAGAGACCCAGGAGCUGAAGGAGCUUCGACACGGCAUGAAGGAAGAAGUCAAGAACCUCCAGGACCGGCUCGACCAGAUGCACAUGGACAAAGUGACAGCGAGCAUGGAGGAUGUUGAGAAGUGCUGCCACCGUGUGGACAAUCUGGAGACUGUCAUGAAACACCUGGGGGAGAGAGUUGCUCAGUUUCCGGACCCAGACGAGCUGGAACAGUGUGUCACCUGGGACAUCAUGCAGUCCACCCUGGUCAAUGAGAGGCAGAUGAUAGAGAAUGAAGUCCCAGACACACAGCAGAUGCCAUGCCCACUGCCUCCAGCACCACCCACCACCAGCCCCACACUACCAACCAGCCCCACACUUCCAACCAGCCCCAAACUACCAACCAGCCCCACACCAACAACCACCUCUUCACCAACCACACCCAGCACCCCAGCCUCCACCAAACCCGAAGCGUCUCCCAUCGCUCCCCCAGAAGCAGGGCCUGAGCCUGGGGCAGCUCCAGCCCAGGGGUCCCCCUCUGACUGGGCCCUGGUGCCUCUCUCCAGGGUGUCCAGCGGAGCGCAGCGCUACCCAGAGACGGUGGACGCCCUGAGGGCCGUGGGGAAGCUGGGGGAGAGGCAGGGGGGUCUGGAGGCCAGGGUGGAGAGGCUGGAGGCCGGCAAGGCUGACCAGGCUCAGCUGCAGCAUCUCCGGGAGCAGCUCACCAACAUGGGUAACGGAGGUGCACCUGACAACCUGCUGGAGCAGAUCAACCACCUGAGAGGUCUGCUGGACAGCCUGAUGGCUGACAGGGAGAAGCUGCGGGGUUUGGAGGAGUGGCCAGUGAGUCCAGAGGGGGGCGUUGCAGGCAGGGACAGCAGCCAGGAUCCAGAGCUUCAGUCUAACCAGAGAGACUCUGGAGAGAUAGCCCAGCUCAGGAUGCACAUAGGUUACCUCAGGAAGUCAGUACAUCAGCUAACAGAGGAGGUGGAACUGCUGAAGAAGUGGGAGCAGAGCAAAGAAGACACACACCUGCAGGACCAGCUGGACAACCUGCGAGGCAUGCUAGAGCACAUGAUGGCGUCCUCGACCUCGCUGCUGUCCAGCAGCCUGCAGGAGGGCUGGGAGGAGGCUGGGCAGGGCCAGGGCAGGGGCCCUGAGGCUGGACAGGCCCAGGGCAGGGGCCCUGAGGCUGGGCAGGGCCAGGACAGGGGCCCCGGGUCUGGGCAGGCCCAGGGCAGGGGCCCCGGGGCUGGGCAGGAGGGCCCUGCAGCAUGCCCCACCUGCUCGCUGGACGUCAGUAAGAAGGUCAGCCAGCUGUUCCAGCGUUACGACAAGCUGCAGGGCCUGGUCAGCAGCCUCACGAGGCAAGGAGGAGGCAGGGCAGCGCCUGGAGCGGAGAGCACAGAGAUGAUCAGUGAUGUGCAGGGAGCCAUACUGCAGCUGCAGACAGAGUGUGAGAGGCUGAACAGCACAGCCAACACCCUGAUGGAGGAGCACAGCCAGAAACAGAAACACAUCGAGCACCUGUACAAGUCUAUGGAGAUGCUGGAGGAGAAGAAAGCAGACAGGGAGCUGGUGGAGAUGGAGAUAGAGAUCAAGGCUGACAAGCGUGCGUUGGAGACGAAGGUGAGCAGGAUGCAGUUUGACAGCAUGACGGAGCAGCUCAGCUCCAUGUUCCAGGAGCUUCUGGGGAAGAUCAGCUGUCAGGAGCAGGACUGGCACAAGGUGCUGGACAAGAUCUCCACCGAGAUGGAGUGCAAGUUGAACCGUAUUGAGUUGGACUCGGUGAAGCAGCAGUUGGAGGAGCGAUGGAAGGCCAUCCGUAAGCAGCUGCAGGCCCAGCCCGGCCCCGAGCAAGACGACGCCGCUGGGAUCAGGAGACAGCUGGUGGCCAGGUUCCACUGCAUCUCCUGUGACAGACCUGUGGACAUGAUGACUCCAGGACAACACCUCCUGACAGUUCCCUCUGCCCCCAGCCUCCCCUCUCACAAGUCCAGCCGCCCAUACACCGUCUACGAGCUGGAGCAGGUCCGCCAACACUGCCGCAGCCUCAGACCAGGAACCAACCAGGGCAACUUUGUGCUGGCUAGCUCUGAGCGCAGCCUGAUGCAGAUGCGCAGGGUGCACACCAUGAUGUGUGAGCAGAUAGAGAGGGUCCAGAGCGUCCUGGCCUUCCCAGGGAGGCCCUACACCCAGGGGGCCCUGCGCGAGCUCUCCAGAUACCCCCCCCUCCUGGGGCCCCUGCAGAGGACGAGCCAGAGCCUGAUCAAGCAUGACCGUAUUCCAGAGAUGGCAGACUAUGGCUACCUGGCCAUGUCUCGUAGCUGUGGGGGCAGCCACACCCUCACCUACCCCAACCGCCGCUACACCCGUCUGCAGCACAUCACCCACAUCCUACAGACCGAAGAGGAAACCCCUAUCAGCACCCUGCUACGGGUCCAGCCAGAGGAAGUGGACAUCCUGGGAUUGGACGGCCAUAUCUACAAGGGACGUCUGAACAAAUCAAUCAAGACUGUGGAGGGCAGACUACCAACCAUCUCUCCAGGUGUGAUUAAGAGCAAGGACAAGGUCCUGCGCUCUCCAUCCCAGAAGUCUGCAGGGAGUCUGGGCUCUGGCAGGGCCACCCCAGUCAGACCCCAGAGUGCCAAGACCCAACGCAGCCGCUCAACCUCCAGCAGCUCAGUUAGGGAUCGGCCCAUGUCCUCCCUGGGCUGCCUGUCUCAGGGCCCCCUGCACCAGGCCUCCUCCCUGGCUGACCUCCCUGGAGAGGUGCACCCCAGCCUGGAGGUCCACCUGGACCUGGAGCCAGCAGAGGACCAGCCUGUCCCCACCCUCUAGGGGGCCCCAGAGAGCUCACAUCAGCAUGUUUUCUACCUUACUAUUUUAAAUGAAUUAAAAAGAGUGAGCUUGGUGGUUUACAGUGUCAGAAGUUGUGGAAGGCAUCGGGGUGUUAUGUCUGUAAAGGAAAAAAAGCGUUCAGAGGAAGAAGACGGGUUGGAAAAAAAACAUUUCUAACUCUGCUGUAUCAAAUUUGGCAAAAACCAGAACAUGAAUUUUGAGAUCUGAACUUUGAACUUACAGUAUUCACCCAGGCCUUUAACAGAGGUGAUGUGAAGACGUUGACUACCUUUGAUCAUUCAAAGAUACCUGGGGUAGUUCAAAUGACACUGAGCCUGUGUGAGUACGGCCUGUAUCUCACGUCUGUUUAGAGUAGGGCUCAAUCAGGGCCUACGUUUCAUCACUGACCACAGGUAUGGUUGACCAUGGCAGGGGCAUGUAGAGUUCCAGGCAACAUGCACUUGAGUCAGUUUUUUUCUGCCUGCUGUGGUCAUCCCAACCACAGCUAUCUAGGCACAGCCUGGCUCUCCUAUUACAUUUAGUCAUUUAGCAGACGCUCUUAUCCAGAGCUAUUAAACAUGACCCCCAGUCUUUUUCAAAACAGGAGCGGUUUCCUCAAGGUUGCACCUCCACCCCCCCACCCCCACCCCUACCCUCAUUGACGACAGCAGCAGUUGCCCCAAGGCUGCCCCUCCUCCCCCUGUCGGGCUGCUAACCUCCCCCAGCUGGUUCUCCUUCCAAAUGUCAUGGCCUCUCAGAUGUACAUAGACCCUGGCACCUGUCAGCUACACUAGGGGAAUCAUGCGUUGCAUUGCGGCGUUGCAUAGUUUAGCAUGGUACAGCCUAGUAUCUUAAAUUAGCAUGGAAUGGACAAGCGUUAGCAUGGUGUAAGAUCGUAGCGUUGCAUAGACAAGCAUGGCACAGCAUAUAGUCAAAGUGGUUUAUUUGUCGCGUGCACCGAAUAGCAUUGCAUUAUCAGGACAGUGAACUUCUUGUGAUUUGACGAGCAGCAUAUAUUCUAAGCAGUAGCUAUUUUUUUUAAGCAUAUAAUUUAGCAACGUCUGGACAACAGUGGCACACACAGAGCAGUAUUUUUCAGUCUGUCGGGUUUAGAAGCAGUUUAGAAGUUGACCCUAACCCAGUACGGAGAGAAAAAGAGAAUUAGGAUAACUGGGGCACUGAGAUUUAUAAACUUAACGCAAAUGUAAACGUUUAGUAACGCUUGCUUUCAAAAAUAGAAGACUAAAAUGAUUCAUUAUAACUUUGCAUGGCAUAGGCCUACACAGCAUACCGUGUAGCAGCAUGUUGCGUUUAAAAUAAUGAUUUAUCAUAUUUUAGAUUAACGUUUAAAAUGACUGUGCAAAGUGCAGCAUACGGUAGAAUAGCAGAAAUGAGCAUUUAAUUGCAUAGCAUAGCUAAUAUAAAAGACAGCGUAGCAUAGCAUGAUUUAGCAUAGUGUCCUGCCAGCAGUCUUAUCAUGCCACUGAGGGCAAAGUGUCGUAUGGGGUGGACUGGCUUGAAGUGGAUCAAGCAGGAUGUGAGAGUGAAUAAACUUGAAAGCCUGCGUGUAGCCGACCGUCAAAGAGGAGGAGUGGGCCUUGGGGGGUAGAUAAUGGUUUCCUGACCUUUUAUGGAAGCAAAUCAGUGACAAUGUUUGCCGAUUUUGUACAAUUUCAAUUUAUGAAGAUUUUUUUGAGGGGGGGUCUCAAUUUUACUGUCCGAAUCUUAGCAACAUAAAUUUCCAAACCUUUUAUUUAUUUAUUUUUACAUUGAAAUAAAUUCAUAGCCUAUAUCAAUUUUAAAGAGGUGAAUAUAAAACCAACAAAUUUGGUUGUGUUUAAAUUUCAAUAUUAAGUAUUCAAUGCUUUUUAAAAUUCAAAAAUGAUGUUACUGAUUUGCCUCCAAAGACUUUCCUCGAAGACAAUGUCACAACUAUGUCUUAGCAUACUGAGAUUUACUUCAUUUUAGGGAACAGUAUGUUAUUUUACUAUUUCAGUAAACGCACCA
Osmerus eperlanus (European smelt) is the source of this 5598-nucleotide messenger RNA. Its product is annotated as glutamine-rich protein 2. NCBI's taxonomy places the organism in Eukaryota, Metazoa, Chordata, Actinopteri, Osmeriformes, Osmeridae. The transcript is spliced from 20 exons. The record is from RefSeq and is a predicted model, not a curated record. The coding region runs from base 337 to 3591 and encodes 1084 amino acids.